This is a messenger RNA of Exophiala mesophila, 2728 nucleotides long. RefSeq lists its product as uncharacterized. Bases 360 to 2279 code for a protein of 639 amino acids. The transcript has 9 exons. Gene Ontology annotation, biological process: mRNA processing; nuclear-transcribed mRNA poly(A) tail shortening; protein phosphorylation. The record is from RefSeq and is a predicted model, not a curated record. NCBI's taxonomy places the organism in Eukaryota, Fungi, Ascomycota, Eurotiomycetes, Chaetothyriales, Herpotrichiellaceae. Gene Ontology annotation, cellular component: P-body; PAN complex. Gene Ontology annotation, molecular function: metal ion binding; poly(A) binding; ATP binding.
UCGACCUCACCUCUUGACCUGCCUUUUACUCUGACCGACGUCGCACCCUGCUCAUCAUCUUUCUCCUUGUUUGGGUGGCUGGCGCAUUACAAGUUCUUGCUCUUCUUUCCUCCUCUUCUUGGAUACAUCUUCUCACCUUGCGCAAUUGUCCCGUUCUGUCAGCCUUCUGCGACCCAGUCUGCGUAGGAACAUCCAACACGGUCACCACUUGCGCGAACCUCACACGUCCUACUAUCCUUGUCCAUCCCUCUCGCACCUCGAUGACUCGAAACCAUGUCCUAAAAUCCACACUCGACGGUAGAGUCCACCUGUCUCCCAUGGAGCCACAUGUCAAGUAUAAAACCAAUUAAAAGUCGAUAAUGGCCGCUACGAUAAAGAAUAAUAACGUCGACAACCCCACGAAUUCUUCGUCGUCCCCGAGGUUCAAAGGUCGAGAGAACACAAAGGAUACCCUCUGUCGCAACGUUACUAUUUAUGGGAAAUGCCGUUACGAAGACAAGGGCUGCGCUUUUAGCCAUUCAAUACCAGGUUCUACCUCAGAUACCAGCCAAACGGAUGCCCAAGCAAAGAAGAUGUUGAACGUCGACUCCCCUAGCUUUACUCCCUCUUUCCUCUCGCCUAACGAUUCCAACGCUGUUACGGUCAAGAAGCCUGCCGGAAUAUCACCAAAGGCUGCCAGUGCUGCUCCGUUCAUGCCCAAGGCCAUCAUCACUCGUCCUUCGAAUACCACUCCACUCCGUCAAGACACUAGAACCCCUGACUGGGUUUUGUCUGACCUACAAGAGUUUGUACCUAGGCAACAACAGGAGUCAUCUUUGGGGUCCGAAAGCGAUGUUUCCAUUCCGCAACAGUUUGACUCCUUUCAAUCAACCCAUGCCGCUAAUCCCUAUCUUGAACAUAACAUGAAUGGUCAGGGAUUCUACCAAGCGUCAUCCUUCCAGCAGCCGGUGCAAUACCAUAACUAUGCCCCCAUCGGGCAUUUCAACUCCAAUCUCACACCAUACCAACGCACUGCACACGACCUCUUCAUUCCUAACACUCUCCGCGAGGAUAUUCAAAAGAAGUCUGCCGCGGCCUUGCAGACUUUACCUAAUUCUCAACUUCCGAAUCACAUUGAAUCCUACCAUUCUCUAGUCCCACUCGAUACAAACCACAAAGGCUCCACCAUCUUUGGUGGGUAUACUUCAUGGGUCUACAAAGCACAAUCCAGUGCCAACGGUCACUUUUUCGCGCUGCGGCGGAUUGAAGGCUUCAGGUUAACGAAUGAGAUGGCCAUUAGAGCCGGCCAGGCCUGGAAACAAAUCAGCAAUGCCAGCAUUGUCCGAGUGGUCGACGUCUUCACUAAUCGUGGAUUCGGAGACAGUUCUCUUUUCAUUGCAACAGACUACCACCCGCUCUCCAAAACAUUGCUUGAACACCACCAUCUAGGGCAGAACUGGUCUCGCUCGACGCGCAACACCAAAGAGCCGGUUACCGAAACUCUUCUCUGGAACUACAUUGUUCAAAUUACAUCGGCAUUGAAAACAAUCCAUGCCGCUGGGUUGGCUGCUCGCGUGGUGGAUGCUUCGAAGAUUCUGGUGACAGGCAAGAACCGUAUUCGACUCAAUGGCUGCAGUAUAUUAGACGUUGUCCAAUUUGAGAGCGGCGUGUCGAUUCCCCAGCUUCAACGACAAGAUCUGGCCAACUUUGGCCUGGUCAUUCUUUCAAUUGGUAGUGGGACAUCGGAUCUGGGCCAGAAUUUUGCCCGCAGUAUGGACCUUUUCAAUCGGUACUACAAACCCGAACUGCAAAAUGCCGUGAUGUGGCUCUAUUCAGCCAUACAAAACCAGGACAAAACGAUCGAUCAAUUCGUGACCUUGAUCGCAAACCAGAUGGUUACAUCGUUUAACGCAGCACUUCACAAUGACGACGCCCUUUACACUGACCUGGCUCGAGAAGUGGAGAAUGCGCGACUGGUACGGUUGAUGGCCAAGAUCAACUUUGUCACAGAACGAACGGAAUAUGAGCACGACCGGGCCUGGUCGGAAAAUGGGGAGCGGUAUUUCAUCAAACUGUUCCGUGAUUAUGUGUUCCACCAAGUGGACGCACAGAAUCGUCCGGUGGUGGAUCUUGCGCAUGUCUUGAAUUGCUUGAACAAGCUAGAUGCAGGAUCCCACGAAAAAAUGACGCUGAUCAGUCGUGAUGAGCAGAGCUGCUUCGUGGUAAGCUUUGCAGAGGUGAAAAAGGGCAUUGAAAACGCUUUUGCAGAGUUGACUAAGGGUCAGCCUCAAUUGAGAUAGACGUCUUAAGUGGGGAUAUCAAGGUCCAGUGAUCGAGACACGGAAGGGCCGAUGUAAGGGGAGGGGAGAGGCACCAUCGAGCAGUUGAAAAUUUGGGGGUGAUGUCAACAGUGGGCGGCUGGCAUCUGCAACAUGCACAGCCAGGAUUCAAGGAUGGUUGGUUGGGAGCCAGAAGAGGGGGUCGUUGGACACGACCGGCCGAGAAGCAAUUGCUAUUUGGCCAAGUGAAUGGGACGGGCACCACAUGUUGGGACAGAUGGCAUGACAUUGUGUAUUGAGGUGAGGGAAUAAAGUGGCAGGUCCAACAACGACAUGUUGAUCAAACAGAUCGAGAGGACAUGAGAUGAUAUAAAGCUGCCCGUGUUGUGUGUAUGGUGUGAGGCGCAGCAAAGCAAACACGCAGAAUGCAGACAGGAUAACUCGUCAUAUAUGUGAAUCAAUGAUUGAGA